AUGACUACAAUCGAUAGUAUAACCGACGAUACAUUCUUCGAUAAGAAGAAGAAAAAGAAAUCUAAAAAUCGGAUUAAUCAUGAUGCACCAUCUGAAACAACAACCACAAUAAGUUCUACAGAUAAUGUGACUGGAGAUGGAACCACUAAUGAUGAAACAGUGGUUGAAAAUGACUUAACAUACGAAUAUCUGAUUAAUCGAGCAUUUGAUGCUAUUGAUAAAAUAAAUCCAAAAAUGCGAAAUCCAGUUAAUGACAAAUUUAUACUUCCACCAGUACAAGUGGGACGUAUUGGUACAAGACGUACAGCAUUUCUAAACUUUGCUUCAAUAUGUGCAGUACUUAAACGACAAGAAAAACAAUUAUAUGAAUAUUUUAUGGUUGAAUUAGGGACAACAGCUUCUAUCGAUGGAAAUCAUGCUUUAAUUAUAAGAGGACGUUUUCAACCAACUCAUAUAGAAAAUAUUCUUCGUUCAUUUAUUAAAACAUAUGUCUUUUGCAAGACAUGUCGUUCUCCUAAUACAUUAUUGGGAAAAUCCGAUCGUUUAACUGUGAUUAAAUGUAAUGCUUGUCAUUCACAAUAUUCUGUUUCCAAUAUCAGAAAAACUGUUCAAACUCAUAAUGGCUCACAUUCGACAGCAAAUUAA
Rotaria sp. Silwood2 is the source of this 645-nucleotide messenger RNA. The record is from the annotation of a GenBank genome assembly. Lineage: Eukaryota; Metazoa; Rotifera; Eurotatoria; Philodinida; Philodinidae.